GCGCGCUCGCUCGGAGCGGUGCGGUGCUGCGCGGUGCGGGCGGACCCCGGCCCAACAUGGCCGAAGUGAGCAUCGACCAGUCCAAGCUUCCCGGCGUGAAGGAAGUAUGCCGAGAUUUUGCUGUCUUGGAGGAUCACACCUUGGCUCACAGCCUUCAGGAACAAGAGAUUGAGCAUCAUUUGGCAUCAAACAUUCAGCGGAACCGUUUGGUCCAGCAUGACCUCCAGGUUGCUAAGCAGCUCCAAGAGGAAGACCUGAAAGCCCAGGCUCAGCUCCAGAAGCGUCACAAAGAUCUUGAACAACAAGACUGUGAAAUUGCUCAGGAGAUCCAGGAGAAGUUGGCAAUUGAGGCAGAGAGACGACGUAUUCAGGAGAAGAAGGAUGAGGACAUAGCUCGACUUUUGCAAGAAAAGGAGUUACAGGAAGAGAAAAAGCGGAAGAAACACAUUCCCGAGUUCUCUGGAGGCACUGCUUAUGGAGAGAGUUACUAUUAUGAAGACAGAGGUGCUAACUACAAAAUGUGUUGGGAGAAUGACCAGCCAAGGUCAAGGAGGGCCAGGGAAUUGGGUUCUGCAUACUCAAGGUCUUAUAAACUCCAAAGUGAUGGAAAUACUGUAAAAAUGAGGAAGGAGAAACCAAGACACCUACGGGAACUCAUGGAUGAACCAGAAGAACACUGUCCAUCUGAGAGACACAUGGCUUCCCACUGGAGCAGUGUGAGGGAUGAUGCACUAAUGGCUAGCGAGCCGAGACAAAGGAAACAGCCUGCUCAAGAAAGGUCCCGGAGACCUCCACUUCCCAAGAUCAGUGGGGACGUGCUUCUGAGCGUUGAAAGUGGUGACUGGGAGGUGACCAGUAGUCCUCACACUCGGAAUUGGGAAAAACAGUACCGACACAAUGACCGACUUUCACCUAAGACCUCACAGAAAGUGGGGCUUCCUUGUAAGAAAACUGUAUAUGGGAGGGACCAUGGGCAAGGUGAGCACAGAGAAAGGAAACACAGGCCCAGGACUCCUCAACUCUCAGAAAAUGAAGAGCUUCAUUACCACCAUGACCCAGGAAUGAAACCAAGAAUGUUGAAAGAAACUAUCUCUACUCCAACACGAGUGACUCACAAAGAUCAGGAAUGGUAUGAUGCUGAAAUUGCCAGGAAACUGCAGGAAGAAGAACUUCUGGCGACCCACGUGGACAUCAGAGCAGCUCAAGUAGCCCAAGAUGAGGAAAUUGCCCGACUUCUAAUGGCAGAAGAAAAGAAAGCUUACAAGAAAGCCAAAGAGCGAGAGAAGUCGUCUGUGGACAAAAGAAAGAAUGAUGCUGAGUGGAAGUCAAAAGCAGCUAAGUCAACACACUCAAAGUCAAAAGACAGUGAUGAGGCUUACCGUGUCAAGAUUGAUAGGCCAGCAAGGCCACUACCACCUGGCAUAACAGAAGCUGAGGACCUGGAUUAUUCUCAUGUUACACACCAGCAUAGUGCCACACGCCAUUUCUCAAAGUCAGAGUCUUCACAUAAAGGUUUCCAUAACAAGCAGUAAAGUCAUGGGAAUCUGCCUUGAAAAUGGACUUGCUGAAGCAGAUGUUGCUGGAUCCUACAAAAUGCAUUCCACAUUAGUUGUGCUCCUUCUAUGUGGUAUUCCUGGGAUUUAUUCUUAGUUUUUCUGGCCAUAAGAAUAAUUUCAAACAUUUUGGUUAUUUCUGAUCACUAGGGCAGUAUAAGCAAAUAUAGCUUGUGAAUCUUGACCACCUCCAUUCUGAGUCUGAAGUGCUCAGUCCAGAGCUAUUGUGCCAACUGAGAGAUGACAUCUGGGCACUAGGCUUUGUUUCCCGAUGAAUUAUAUAGAGAUAAAUUAUCAAAACAUUUGGAUGCAGUGCAAAAUCAAUGGAUGUAAACAGUAGGUGUUUUUUUUUUUUUUUUUUUUUUUGUAAACUAGUAGAUGAUGGUUUGGACAAUAGAGCCAAUGGUUUGAUUCUGUUUAGAAAAAAAACCACAGCUAUAAAUAUUAAAAUAAAUAACCUAGAGAUUCUGAAUACAUGAGCUGGGCAGAGACUGCAUGUCCUUAUUAGCCCUUCUGGAAAAAUUGGCCUAGAUAUCAUUUUCUAACAUAGUGGAUUUCAUAAUAGAUUUCUGAAGCCCCAGGCAGUGGGUAAUAUUAGUAUUUAUUGGGAAAACCAACCACUUUUAUAAUACUUUUAUUAGGUCUAUGAAAAAUGAAAUGGAAAUUAGGAACUUUAUAUCAUUUGUUUUAUAUUUACUUGUAGAGCCAAGGAAAAUUGAAUUGGAAGAUGUUUUCAAAAGGGAUGAUGAUGUCAGCUCAUCAGCUAUAUAGAGCCAUGUUCAGAGGACAUAGCAAUAUUUAUUGGCAACCCCUCAGUAAUGCUUUGUGCAUUUAUACAUAAUUAAUGCAACAUGAAGUUGGAUUUUUUUUUCCUUAUAGUGUUGGGGAAUAAACCCAGGGCCUUGUGUGUGCUAGACCCAAUCCUGAAGUAAUUGUUUAUCCACAAAUUUGUUAAUGGUUAUGUAUUCUUAUGCACAAGCCUUUUAAGCCCUUCCUUUCAAGCAAAUUCAGAGUUUGUCUAGCUGCUAAUUCAUGGAAAUGUUUAUUUACCCAUACUGGAUAAAUGACAGUUAAGACCUACCUACACACACACCCAGGCACACACGUGCGCGUGCUCAUAUCACAUUUCUGAAACUUGAUUUGCUGUUUUCAUCGUGUGGACAUGACAGUUUUGGUAUUUCACUACUCUGUUUAGGAAAGAGAUUUCUGAGUGAGUGGAGAAAGUAUUUUUAAUCCAUUUUCUCCCCACUGAGAACUGCUUUGUGUUUGCUUUAUCUUUCCAGACAGUCUUAAACCUGGGCAGUAUUCCAGGAAGCUACAUUGAACAGAUUUUUUAAUGGAUUUGGAUCACUAAUUUUGAGUAAGACCUUUGGUUUCAUUAAAAUUGGGAAUGAUGAGGAUUUUAGUAAAAGGCAGCUGAGAGUUAAAUUCUGUGCAAAUUGGUAAUCAUGGAAGAAAUAAAAAUUUAAAGGGUGUAGAUAUUUGGGGAAAAUGAAGGAGGAAGAUAACAGGUCUGAAUCCCUAUUGUGAAAUAUAGAACAGUCUUCAUUUAGUGAAGGGAGAGGAAAUGGAAACCUUGGUCUUAAGUAAGAGUUUAGAUCAUGGGUUCAGUGUCCAUAGCUUAGUCUUGCUGACUUAUUUUUCUGUAUCUGCCCUGUGAUGUUUUUACCCCAUGUUCUAAAAUAAGGUUUUAAUAAGAUUAAAAAAAAAUGCUGUUGGCAUUUUUGUUUGAUAGUCCCAUUUGCCAUACUAUAUCUUAUAAAUAUUUAUUUUUCUGUCAAUGCUCAGUUUCACUAUACAAACUUUUUUUUUUUUUUUUUGCUUCUCAUAUACUUCAUUUAGUCAUACUCGUUACUGUGAACUGGACCUAUUUUAACAAAAAAGAUAACAGGCCAUUUCACCAGAGUGUAGUGUGUAGUGUUGCCCCUGUGAUAGCCAGGUCAACAUCGGGACUGAAAAUUCAUUACUUUUUUAAAGAUUUUUUAAAGAGUAGACUUUAAAGAUAUAUUAUCAUUAUUUUAUUUUAUGUUUUUUUUAUAAAGUGAAAACUUUUUUAAAAGUAUUGUAAUUAUUUACAUAUGAAUAAGAUAGAAAUAUAAUGUUCUCAUUUAAAUUCUCAUUCUUUUUCAUUCAAAUAAUGUGUCUUUGAGGUGAUAGAAGCAACUUAAAACUGUAUUGUCAUGCCUUGCCACUUUUCACUGUGUUCACUGCUUUUACUUUGUUAUCUUUUAUAUAAAUACAGAAGCAUUUAUUUGUUGCUCUUGCUGCUGCACAUAUAAUUUAAUUUCAAACCAACAGUGUGUUAUGCCAUAAUCUUGUCAUAUAAACUGAGACUUAUGGCCUUGGAAGAUCUUGUAUCCAAAUUCUUGCUGCCUGGAGGCCAGGUCUCAUUGACAGCAGCACUGCCGAGUGAGCACAGUCCAUACGGGAAGGGGUCUUAUUUUAAGGCUACAUGGCAUGUGUGCUGUCUCCUUUGCCUAACAGUUUUGUUAAACCAUUGCUUAGAACAGAUCUUAGAAAAAAUGUCAGAUUAAAUAUUCUGAUUUGAAAAUAAUUUCAUUCUAGGUCCAAAAUGGUAUUUAUAAUAUUUUGUUGCAAGACUGGAUAAUCAAUCACUUUAUUAUAAUAAGAACAUGGAGAUUGUUUGAAAGUGACUUUUCAUGCCUUUGUAAUUUUUGUCUCAAAUGAUUUUAGAGUAACUUGAGGCAUGACAAUAAAUUUAAAAGUAAAUAUUGUAUAGUUUUGAUUGUAGAGAAACAUCUAAAUUGAAAAAGAAUGAUACAUGCUCCCAGGAGAUAGAGUUACAGAGUGUCCUUGGCUACAAGGUCACCACAGUCCAAAUAUAUGACACUGGACCUUGUAUCUCAUUGAGCACGUUCUAGAAAAUUCUGAACCAAGCCCAUGUCUCUUGUCUUUGUUUCAGCUGGAAUUUGAACUAGCUGAUGAAAUUCACUUCUAACAUUUAUCCAUGGUGUUCAUGGUUGGAACAUGUCAGUAUAAGCUUUUAUCGGAUAGUAAUUUUUUAGUAGUGUCAUGUCUUCUCUAAAUUUACUUGUGCCAAACCUUUUGUAAUAUGGUGCAUUCACUUUACCACAUAAGUGAUUAACAUUUUACAGUCUUGAUUUUUAGUGAGUGAUCCUUUUGUAUAAAUGUCAUUUUGGAAAUACCAAGAUGUUACUCAUCAAUACUUUUCUUGAAAGGUAACUGAUGAUUGGCUGCAAUUGACAGCCUAAUAAAGAAAUGAGAUGCUUGCAUAAGUAACUAGAAGGAGUGGGAACAGAAUAGAACUUGAAGUAAAAGGCUUUUCUCUUUUGGAGAUAGUGUUUGUGUAGGGAGCAUUACCAUUCAGAAGGUUCUUGAUGUCACUGUAGAUGUGGUCAUAUUCUCAAUAACAAAUGCUAUUAAAAACAGUCAUAAAAAGAUAAAACCUGAUCUUUAGGCAAAAGAAAAAUAUAUCUAAAGUAUGCACUAUGUCAGUUACCUAUUAUCACAGAAGUGACUCUAGAAAAUGGUUGUAUUUUCUCCCAUCAGUUGGUGCCUAUGAGAUUGAAAGCCAUACGUGCUUAUCUGACUGGUGAUAGAAUGCUUGUUUCUUCUUAGCUUGUGAUAGACAAUGUAGGCAUAGAGUAGUGUUCUCUUUACACUGCAUGGUGCAAGUGCCAUCCAGAUUCGUGGUGGUGGUGAAGAUGUGAGUCUGUCAGAAAGAACCAGAGGCAGCUGUUGCUGCUGGCAUAUAACUGCGGUCACUAGCACUACUGUUCAGUUUGAAAGAAUCCAAGAAGGCAAGUAUAAACCAGGAAGACGUCCAUAUGUAGAGUCACUCUGCUGAUGAGCUCUGCAUUUUAUGCCAGCAUGUCUGUGAAAGAGCAGUUUUGCCUUAAUUUAGUUGGACUCCAACCAAUGUUAGUGUACUUUCACAUGUGAAUGACUGUCAACUCUCCACUGGCAUAUAUACAAUCCAUAGAAGAUCCUCAAGCGUCCUGGUCAUCUUGGGGCUUUGGACUUCCUCUCCUUGUGCUGUGAUUGGCACAUCAUCACUAUUUCUUGCAAGGCAGGCAUGACCAAAAAAGACUGGUAGAAGCAAAGAAUUUCCUAGCCAGGUUUUCCAUACCUAGUUAUCAAUAUCUGAACAACUGAGAGCUUACUGCUCUCCUUUUCAUGGUGACUGUGAAGAAGAUAUUUUUACAUGUUCUGUUGUGUGGAGAAGACACUCGUAUUAUCUGUAAGAAUUUACCAAUACCUUUGUCUAUGAAAUGCUUAUUUACCAUUGACCAAAACAGGAGAAAACCAAACAAAAUGGAGACAUUUACUUGAAAUUGGCAAUUUGCUGAUGUGAAAAAUAUCCUAUUUUGUUACUUUUAGAUUAACCAGGAAACCAUUUUGCUAUGAUACACAGGGUAGAAGAAAAGUAGGUUUUAAAGGUUGUAUUUGAUAACACAGACUAAUACAAUCAUGUGAGUACUCAUGUUGAUUUAUAGAAAUACCUGGCCUAAAAGCCAUUUUCUUCAAUACACACACACACACACACACACACACACACACACACACACACACACAUAUAUGACCCAGUUAUAUAUAUAUCACUGCCUACUAAUAUUUCUAAUAGAUUUAAUAUGCCUUUGUGUAUUCACAGCCAACUAGAAAUUUUUUUUUUUUAAAUUUUUGUUUCUUUUUUUUUGAGUAACUUUUCCUAAUGUGCUGAUUUCAGCAUCUCAGAUCAGGGCAGAAUGAAUUCUUAGUGUCCCAUUAUCCUUAUUUAUGGUGAGAUUAAAUAUAAAGGUAAGAGUUGAAAGAGGGAUACUCCUUCAUAAAGUAUCAAAAACUAAGAACAGAAAAGAUGUUGAAUAUGCUAUAGGAAAUUACAUACUUAGAACACAUUGUUUUUCACUGAGUCUCAUACCAUAAUUUCUAAGACAGAUUCUAGCUGCAAAAUUUGACGAAUCUGAAUUUUUGUUCUUCUAGUUGAAUUUGUUAUUGAAAUCCCUAUAAGCUAUAGUUGCAUCCCUUUCUGUAACUGAAAACCAAAUAUCCUGUCUCAGAAAUACUAUGUUCCCACCUGUCGUACUAGGUAAUCACAUAUGAGAAAGUACCAUGGGAAAAUAGCAUAUACAAAUGAUGUUCCACAAUAAGAAUUCUCUGAAAUCAAGUUUCUUCUAAAAAGUCUAUCCCAACAAACAUUUUAAAAAGGUGCUGAAUUAAAAAGGACAAGAAUCUGCUUUUAUAAAUCAAGUUCCUCAGGAAAUGUGAGGUGACACUUUCCAUUUGUCUUAGAAUUUGGAAAAGUAAUCUCUUGAUAGUGAGAUGACACAGGGCUCAGGCACUUCUUUAGUGAGAAAAUCUUUUAGAUAUUUGGAAUGUGGAUAUUUCUAUACAACAAAUAAGAUAUCCUAAGUGCUCAUCAAUUUAUAUCCAAGCCCUAGGGGAAGGAGUGGGAGGCAGAUAUUAGAAAAUAUCUAUUUCAUAGAGCUGAAUAGAAGCUUGAUAGAAGUUAGUUUGUCUGAGGGCAGAACGCAGGCCACCUCAAACCACAUGUCUAUCUAGAGAUUAAGUGAAACUGUUAGGGAUACUAUGUGAAUCAUGGUUGCCUUAAUGUUACUGGUGUUGGGCACUGGUGGAUAUGUAUGCACCCAUGGGAACUAAGCUGAUGGAAGCAGUCUUUCAGUUUACCUUCUUAGAGCACAAGUUCUUCCUGACCAUAACCUCGAUGAGGAAGUAGGGAAACAUGGUGCUGAUUACUUUCAUGUGUCUGGGGAGGCUGAGGUGGUUAAUAUCACUAAGGUACUUGCCAGUGCUCAAGCCUUCCUUAAAUGGCACUUGUAUGUCUACAUUAAUUCAUCUAUGCAAAUUUGUGUUUUCUUGGUUUGUAUUUUACACCUUCUGUCCCAUUCGUUUUUCAAAUAUCAGGUUUAACAUUGAUGUUAUGAAUAAUUUUCAAACCAAAGUAUUGUAUAAGUAAGUCUGUGUGCUUUGUUCUCCUGGUUGGUUUGAGGUGAGCACGUAUCUGGUCUUCUCUUAAUAAAGUCAUCCAUUUGUUGAGUCA
Molecule: messenger RNA, 7593 nt
Organism: Jaculus jaculus (lesser Egyptian jerboa)
Lineage: Eukaryota; Metazoa; Chordata; Mammalia; Rodentia; Dipodidae
Gene: Ccdc50
Product: coiled-coil domain containing 50
Exons: 13
Coding region: 57-1532 (491 amino acids)
Cellular component (GO): cytoplasm
Molecular function (GO): ubiquitin protein ligase binding
Source: RefSeq, a predicted model, not a curated record